Molecule: messenger RNA, 2164 nt
Organism: Aphis gossypii (cotton aphid)
Lineage: Eukaryota; Metazoa; Arthropoda; Insecta; Hemiptera; Aphididae
Product: protein gooseberry-like
Exons: 7
Coding region: 246-1559 (437 amino acids)
Biological process (GO): regulation of transcription by RNA polymerase II; anatomical structure development
Molecular function (GO): DNA-binding transcription factor activity, RNA polymerase II-specific; RNA polymerase II cis-regulatory region sequence-specific DNA binding
Source: RefSeq, a predicted model, not a curated record
AGUGUCCGACUCACGGGCGGUAGUGUACGUUUUGCGGUCAUCGUGCGAGUACCAUUUCCGACGUGCUGUGGUGAAUUUUUAUCGACACGCAUACACAUCACACACACACACAUUUUCAAACAUUUUAUAUUCGAUUUCGUUUAAUUUUCCACUCGCGUUUAUUAUUAUUCGUUAUCGGUUUUCGCCCAUAUUCGUUCAUCGUUCGUUCAUUAUUCAUACGACGCUCAAGACCGGGAAAAUCCACGAUGUCCGUGUCCACGUUGAACAUGACACCCUACUUCACCGGAUACCCGUUUCAAGGCCAGGGCCGCAUGAACCAGCUCGGUGGCGUGUUCAUCAACGGUCGGCCUCUUCCCAAUCACAUCAGGUUGAAGAUCGUCGAAAUGGCCGCGGCAGGUGUCCGCCCGUGCGUCAUAUCCAGGCAGCUCAGAGUGUCCCACGGUUGCGUGUCGAAAAUCCUUAAUCGGUACCAAGAGACCGGAAGCAUACGUCCCGGCGUGAUUGGCGGCAGCAAGCCUAGAGUGGCCACGCCGGACGUGGAGAGGCGCAUCGAAGAGUACAAGAAGGCCAACCCGGCAAUGUUCAGCUGGGAGAUCCGUGACAAGCUCGUAAAGCAGGACGGCAUUUGUGACAAAAACUCGGCCCCGUCUAUCAGUUCCAUCAGCCGACUACUGCGUGGUGGUAGAAGGGACGAGCUGAAAAACCAUUCAAUCGAUGGGAUUUUGGGUCCGAGCAGCGCCGAUGACUCUGACACGGAAUCGGAACCGGGUUUUCACUUGAAACGCAAACAGCGUCGAAGCCGAACCACGUUCACGGGCGAGCAACUCGAAGACUUGGAGCGCGCAUUCCAUAAGUCCCAGUACCCGGACGUUUAUACUAGAGAAGAGCUGGCCCAAAAAACCAAAUUGACCGAGGCCAGAGUACAAGUAUGGUUCAGUAAUCGUCGGGCUCGUCUCCGGAAGCAGAUGGGCACGCAUCAACACAUGAAUGCUGCGGCUGCGGUAGCGUUCAACCCGGCAGCGGCAGUCGUGAGCCUUUCGGCCGGCUCGUUCCAGUCCGCAUCCGGUGGCCAACACGGAGCUCACGGCCAAUACAGCGGCCACGAUCACCACUCGACAGCCGCCGCGUCAAAUUUCAAUUCUCCUCAAGGGACUUCCCACGGCACGUGGCCCACCACCGGCGCUGCCACUGGAUACUAUCCUUCGACGACCUGCAACUAUGGCAGUGGCGUGAACGGAGGCACUUCCGCCGACGCGAUGUAUCAUCACCCGCACCACGCGCAUCACCAGAACAACAACAACAAUAACAACGGUGCCACGUCAUAUUCAUCACAAAGUUCGGCUGUCGACCAUCACUCGCUGGCAUGGACAAAGCCCAACAAGGACGUGACGGCCGCUGCCACUUGGAGUUCCGACAAUUACUCGUUCUUCGCCGGCGGCAACACCAUAUACGGGUCUGGUUCCAAUCUGGCCCCGCAUUCGGCCAGCGAAGCCAAAUCUGGAUAUCCGUAUUUCGGUCAGCUGUCCCAAAUGGACGCCAUGUGCGGCAGGGUGCACUGAUCGCGUUAACUUCAGUGGUGACAGCGAUUAUGACAUCUUCAGUAUGGACACGUCCUCUUUCCCUUCCUCUAACCGCACGGCCAUUGUAAUAUUAUUGCUCUGUUUUCUCUCGACGCUCCCAGUCCACCGUGCCAAUAAAAACGGCGCGAAAACGUGUUUUGAUUUUAUUAUAAUAUUUAUUAUUAUUAUUAUUCUUUAUGUAAUUUUGUAUAUUAAACUAUUAUUAGCAAAUAUUAUCAUUAUUAUAUUUUUAUUGUACACGAAACUAACUUCUAACGGUAUAUCGAAAUUUAACCCGUGUGUACGCGUUGUAUUAUAAUAUAAUUUUACAUAAUUUUUUUUUUUUUUUUUAAGGCGCACAAUGAUGCGAUUCGUAUUGUGCAUAUUAUCAUUUCGUAGCUAUAAAGAGUAAAAUAUAAUAAUUAAAAAAAAAAAAACAUUGUACUUACAUUAUUUUUGUAUAUUUUAAAUAUUGUAUAAAAAAAAAUUUCGAGUGUUGAAUACACAUAUAAUAAUACAUCAUAUACACAUUAUAUACAUAUAUAUAUAAUAUUAUUAUGUACAUAUUAUACUAAUAAAAUCGUUGUCGAUACGUGUUUAUGAUA